This is a messenger RNA of Aspergillus lentulus, 1650 nucleotides long. RefSeq names its product phosphoacetylglucosamine mutase PCM1 (gene agm1). Gene Ontology annotation, molecular function: magnesium ion binding; phosphoacetylglucosamine mutase activity. The record is from RefSeq and is a predicted model, not a curated record. Gene Ontology annotation, biological process: UDP-N-acetylglucosamine biosynthetic process; chitin biosynthetic process; carbohydrate metabolic process. NCBI's taxonomy places the organism in Eukaryota, Fungi, Ascomycota, Eurotiomycetes, Eurotiales, Aspergillaceae.
AUGGCGUCUCCAGCCGUUCGCAAAGCUAUCUCAGACGCGGCCUUGCAGUAUGCAAAGCCAGAGGGCAAGAUCUUCCAAUAUGGCACGGCGGGCUUCCGUAUGAGAGCUGACCUCCUCAACACUGUUGUUUAUGCUGUAGGCUUGCUUGCAACACUUCGCUCCAAGAAGUUGAGCGGACAAUGGAUUGGCGUCAUGGUCACUGCGAGCCACAAUCCUGCCGAGGACAACGGUGUCAAACUGGUGGACCCAAUGGGUGAAAUGUUGGAAGCUGAAUGGGAAGCAUACGCCACAAAACUCGCGAAUGCUCCGCUGGAAAACAUCGGUGAUGUUUACGACGAAUUGGUUAAGGAGAUCGAUGUCAGCAUGGAGAACCCUGCUCGUGUUGUUUUCGCUCGGGAUACUCGUGCAUCCGGUUCGCGACUCGUCGGCGUCCUCAGUGCUGCGCUCACUGCCACGGAGGCCGAGUUCAUCGAUAUGAAGUAUAUGACCACUCCCCAGCUGCAUUACGUCGUCCGAUGCAAGAACACUCUGGGAACGCAAUACGAGUAUGGUGAGCCUACUGAGCAAGGAUAUUACGAAAAGCUUGCCGCAGCUUUCAAGAGGGUCAUGAGAGGCGUCAAGGUUAAGGGCUCUUUGACUGUUGAUUGUGCAAACGGUGUCGGUGGACCUAAGCUGAGGGAACUCAUUAAAUAUCUGCCCGAGGACACUGGUCUCGACAUCAAGAUUGUGAACGACGAUGUCAUCAAUCCUGACAGUCUCAACUUCGAAUGCGGCGCCGAUUAUGUCAAGACCAAGCAGCGUGCCCCGCCAUCAUCCAAGGCUUCUGUUCUCGAUCGAUGCGCCUCUCUGGAUGGUGAUGCCGAUCGUAUUGUCUACUAUUUCCUUGACGAAGGCAAUGUAUUUAGGCUAUUGGACGGUGACCGCAUUGCCACUCUUGCCGCUUCCUUCAUUGGUGACCUCGCCCGCAGCGCCGGGAUUGCUCAGAAGCUCAAGAUCGGCGUCGUUCAGACUGCUUAUGCCAACGGAUCGAGCACCGAGUACAUAGAGAAAGUUCUCAAACUCCCAUCUGUUUGCACCAACACUGGUGUGAAACAUCUCCACCAUGCCGCCCUCCGGUUCGAUGUUGGCGUCUACUUCGAAGCUAAUGGACACGGCACUAUCACUUUCUCAGAGAAUGCUUUGAAGACCAUUAAGAAUACGGAGCCGCAGUCUCCGGCCCAGCAGCGUUCGCUAGAGUGCCUGCAAGCUCUUACUGAUUUGAUUAACCAAGCGGUUGGCGACGCCAUCUCUGACAUGCUCCUCGUCGAAGCUAUUCUUGCUCACAAAGGGUGGACCCCUAAGGAAUGGCUUGCCACAUAUACCGAUCUCCCCUCACGGCUUGUGCGUGUGGAGGUUGCUGAUCGAUCAAUCUUCAAGGCCUACGACGCCGAGCGAAAGCUCGAAUCGCCCCCCGGACUCCAGGCAAAGAUUGAUUCUCUGCAGUCCCGCUACAACAAGGGACGAAGCUUCGCCCGUGCAAGUGGCACGGAAGAUGCGGUGCGUGUCUAUGCCGAGGCUGCAAGCCGAUCUGAAGCCGACGAUCUCGCUACUCGCGUUGCCAAUGCCGUUCGGGAUGCCGGCACCGUCAAAGAGAUCUUGCAGGCUUCUUAA